AUCAAAGCUGUAGCCAUGGCCAAAGUUGCUUUAUGGACGCCUUUUCUGCGCAGCCGCUCUCGGAGAGUUGCUGCAGCAGCUGCAGCUGCUGCUUUUGCAGCUAUAUCAGCCUCCUCUCCGCUUCCAAGCCAGGGAGCCUUUUUGGGCAUCUUUGGGGGAAGGAAAGAUGUCUCCGAGAAGCAGAUACCAUCGGCGGAGGUCAUCGGCUCGGCUUUGCGAUCCUCAGCUGGUCCGAACAAGCGGAGCACAGCCUGGGAGGUGCUGGAUAUCACGAAAUUGCCAAAGCAGACUGCCUUGGUCACCGGGGCCAACUCAGGCAUUGGCUAUUAUACUGCUCUGGCCCUUGCUUAUGGUGGUGCCCAAGUGCUUUUGGCCUGUCGGGACUCAAGCCGCGGCAAUGCAGCCAAAAAGAGCAUGGAGGAAGCACUGCAAAAAGCUGGUAAACCAGCAUCCAACAUAGAAGUGGUUGAGCUUGACCUAUCUUCGCUGAGGUCCAUCCGCACCUUCACGCAAAAUUUUCUGAAGGAAGGUAGGCCAUUGCAUCUACUCUGCCUGAAUGCUGGCAUCAUGGCCCUUCCAAAGUAUACAACAUCGAAAGACGGGUUUGAGAUGCAGUUUGCAACAAAUCAUUUGGGGCAUUUUGCACUCACCAGUGCACUCAUGAAGAGGAUGGUGGAGUCUGCUCCUGCAAGGGUGGUGACACUUGCCUCCGAAGCUCACAGAGCCCCCAACGAAGCUUACGAUCUUGAUGACUGGCCUCCUAGCGCCGCUCAGUAUGGAGACUGGCGAGCCUAUCAGCAGUCCAAGCUUGCCAACAUCCUGUUUGCUCGUGAGCUCUCCAAGCGAUUGGCUGUCCUUCCAGGAGGUAAUCUUGUGAGCUCCAAUGCGGUGCAUCCAGGUGUCAUCUCGACACCUCUUGGAAGACAGCAGAUGCUGAAAGGGCGCAUGCUACUUGGGCUCUUCCAGGACCGCAGCGAGGCUGAGGGGGCCGCUACCAGUGUCUACUGCCUGACGGCUCCUCUGGUAGAAGCGGUCACAGGUGAAUAUUUCCGAGAUUGUGCUGCAACCAAGCCUUCCAAGUAUGCGAGUGACGACGAAGCGGCCUGCAGACUUUGGGAACUCUCAGAGCAGCUGCUGAUCAAGGAAGGCUUUGUUGCUGAAGAUGCUGGUAAGGAGGAGUGA
Messenger RNA from Symbiodinium pilosum, 1182 nucleotides. The record is from the annotation of a GenBank genome assembly. NCBI's taxonomy places the organism in Eukaryota, Dinophyceae, Suessiales, Symbiodiniaceae.